ACAUUAUGUAAAAUAUUUAACUUAUAAUGCAUAUUUUAUCAGGGAGAAGGAGACCUUCAGGAUGAAAAUCGGGCCUUGGCUAUUCCUGGCGGUUUCCAAGUUAACAAAGAAAUCGCCAUAACCUCUGGACAGCUUUCUCAGCAGGAUGGAGGUAUGGAUGGCAGAUAUAGACUAGAGCGUUUAGAUGCUACUUUAAAGUCAUCAACCCUUUUCGCUGAGAACCUUGCUGAAGAAAGAAGUAAUGAUUUAUUGGAUCAGGAAAACAUCGAACUGAUGCCGAUACCAUCGACCUCACAGGAAAACAGCAACGCUGCCGCCAUAUUGAUAUCAAGUGAAGAUAUAGGUGAUGAUGAUGAUGAUGAUGAUGAGGGCGAGGAAGAGGAAGAAAACAGCAACUAUUUACUGGAUCAGCAAAGCAUGGAACUGCUGCCGAUGCUAUUGACAUCACAGAGAGACAGCAACCCUUCCACCAUAUUGAUAUCAACUGAAAUUACUGAUGAUGACGAUGACAAAGAAGAAGAUACUCUGGAUCUCAAAAGAAUGGAACUACUGCCAAUGUCAGCGACAUCACAAGGAAACAGCAAUGCUUCCGCAAUACUGAUAUCAAUUGAGAAUGUUGAUGAUGAUGACAAUGAAGAGGAAGAAAACAGUAGCAAUUUUCUGGAUCAGAAAAAAAUAGAAGUGCCACCGAUGCGAUCGACAUCACAGGGGAACAGCAACGAUUCCGCCAUGUUGAUAUCAACUGAAAAUACUGAUUAUGAUGAUGACGACGAAGAAACAGACAGCUUUACUACUCAAAAGCUGUUUUCCUUUGCUUGGCAAAUAGCAAAGGGAAUGGUAGGUAUUAAUAUAACUACCUAGAAAUCAGAUAAAGUAUAACAAUACUUUUUAGU
Orbicella faveolata is the source of this 893-nucleotide messenger RNA. RefSeq names its product centromere-binding protein 1-like. Lineage: Eukaryota; Metazoa; Cnidaria; Anthozoa; Scleractinia; Merulinidae. The record is from RefSeq and is a predicted model, not a curated record.